AUGCGAUACUACAACCUACUGAGCAAAAUAAAUUUCGGGAAAAACCUGAGAGCGAAUCUGCAGGCGAAGCGAACGUUUAGCGGAGGGGUGAACGGAGAAAAAGGGAAAUACGCCAAGGAGGGAAAGGGCAAGUACGUUCUCUGUACAGCAGUGACAUCAGUGGCACUCUCAGUUGCCUUGACCUACGCAUACGAAAACUAUGUUCUCUACAAAUGGAACCACAAGUACGACUAUUCAUACAAUCCCCACGUGAAGACCAUCGAAAAUAAGUUGAAAGAAAAAAAAGAAGGAAAGAGAGAAAAAAAACAUGUAUCCAAAAAUAUAAUACUCGUUCGACAUGGACAGUACAUACGAAAAAACGCAAAUGAUGAAAAUGCAAAAAAAUUAACCAAAGAAGGAUGUAAACAAGCGGAUAUGACAGGAAAAAAAUUAAAAGAUAUUUUAAAAGAUAAGAAAAUCAGUGUUAUAUACCAUUCAGAUUUAAUUAGGGCAAAAGAAACCGCAGAGAUUAUUAGUAAAUAUUUUCCGAACGCUCAAUUAAUAAAUGAUCCAAACUUAAAUGAAGGGACUCCUUUUCUACCUGAUCCCAUUCCUAAGAGCUCUAAAUUUGAUAAAAAUAAAAUUCAGGUGGAUAAUAAAAGAAUCAAUAAAGCGUAUGAGAGUUACUUCUACCAACCACCUGGUGAUGAAGAUGAGUACCAGUUAGUGAUAUGCCAUGGGAAUGUCAUUCGGUACUUUUUAUGUAGGGCUUUACAACUUCCUUUGUUUGCUUGGCUCCGUUUUUCAAGCUACAACUGCGGUAUUACUUGGCUCGUUCUAGAUGACGAGGGUUCCGUCGUUCUUCGUGAAUUCGGCUCCGUUUCGCACCUCCCCUUCGACAGCGUUACCUACUUCUGA
This is a messenger RNA of Plasmodium knowlesi strain H, 897 nucleotides long. RefSeq names its product phosphoglucomutase-2, putative. Gene Ontology annotation, biological process: positive regulation of mitochondrial fission. Gene Ontology annotation, cellular component: mitochondrion. Bases 1 to 897 code for a protein of 298 amino acids. The transcript has a single exon. The record is from RefSeq and is a predicted model, not a curated record. NCBI's taxonomy places the organism in Eukaryota, Apicomplexa, Aconoidasida, Haemosporida, Plasmodiidae.